AUGGGCGCAUUAUUUCAGCCAAUUAACCAAGUUAAGUUUACUAAUGUUGCUAUAGUUAAAUACAAGCACAAGGGAAAGAAAUUUGAAAUUGCUUGCUAUAAAAAUAAAAUUAUUGAUUGGAGGGAUGGAGUUGAGUUGAAUAUAGAUGAUGUUCUUCAAUCCCAUUUAAUUUUUACUAAUAUAUCAAAAGGAGAAAUUGCCAAAAAGUCAGAAUUAAAUUCUUGUUUUAAUUCUGAUAACAAUUAUGAAAUAUGUAAAACUAUCUUGGAAAAAGGUACUUUACAAAUAAGUAAUAAAGAAAGAAAUGUUUUAAAAGAAAAAGUUUACAAAGAUAUGAUUGAAAUUUUACAUGAAAUGAGUGUAAAUCCGCAAACUGGUUAUCCUCUUUCUACAAACAUGAUUGAAAGUAUGGUUAAAAAUAUUGGGUAUAGUAUAAAUAUUGAUGAUAGUGCAAAAAAACAAGCCCUAAAAGUUUUUGAUAUUUUAAGUAAAGAAUAUGAUAAUGUAAUUCAAAGAGCUUUUAUGAGAAUACAAAUUAUUUGUGAUGAUUCUAUAAAAAAGGAUGUAAUAGAUUUUCUUAAUAGUCAUAAUGUUAUUAUUGAAGAGCAAAAAUUAACUAAUAAUAUUAAGAGAGAAGAUGAUAUAAAAAACAAACAUGAUCAAAUAUAUAAUUCUAGUAACACAGAAAAAAAUAAAGAACAAGAAAAUGAUAAAUAUGAAUAUAGUGAAGAAAAAUACAAAAAAGAUAUAAUCGAUUUAGAACAAAAUGAUCUUGUAGAAAAUAACAAAUUAGAAAAUAAAAAAGAUAUAAAUGAUACGAAUCAAACAAUUACUGAGAAAAAUAGCAAAGAUGAAUAUAAAGAAUAUACAAGUGAUACUAUUCUUAAUAGUUGUGAUAAUAAAUACAAAGAGGAAAAUGAUUUAAUGAAAAAUAAUAACUUUAUAAACAAUUUAUCUAAAAAUUAUAAAAAUAUACAUAACAAAGACACAAUAGAUAAAAAUAUAGUAAAUGUGAUAACAGAAAAUGAUACAACUGAAAGUGUAGAAUGCAAAUAUUUAUCAAAAAGUGAUGUAAAAGAAAAAAAUAACUUAUUAGAUGAUAAAUAUUUAGAAGAAACAAAAAAUAUUCAAAAUGAUAUAUUUAUUAAAUCCAACGAAAAUUUAAUGAAUGAAUGUUUAAAGGAUGAUAUAAAAAAAAAGCAGAAAAAAAAGGAUAAAUACGAAAAAGAAAAAAUAGAAAAAAAAGGAAAGAAUAUUGAAACAUAUAAAAUAGUAUUUUUGUGUUAUCCAUGUGUAUAUAGAUAUAUUGAUGAUUUUACAAAAAAACACAAAAAAAAUUGCUCUAAUAAAAUUUUAAGUAACAAUGUCAAAAUUGCUUCACUAAAUCCAAAAAAGACUAACUUAGAAAAUUCUGAAACAAAAUGUAAUGAUACUAAAAAUAAAGAAGAAAAUAAAAAUAAUAAAAAUAAAAAAGAGAAAAAAAAAGGAAAAAAUAAAAAUAAUAAUAAUUAUGUUGAUAGCGAAAAUGAAAAUAAAAAUAAAGGGAAAAUAAUUGAAAAUAAUAAUAAUGGUAGUAAUGUAGAAGAUCAUCCAUCUCAUAAUUUAGGGAAAACAUUAAGUGAUGAAACAAAUUCUUUAGAUGUAAUAAUGUGUACAAGCUGUUUGGUAAAAAUAGAAAAAUGUAAUUAUAAACUUCAUUGUAGAAGUGAUUUUCAUGUAUACAAUGUUAAAAGGAAAUAUAAAAAACUGCCACCUAUUACACUUGAACAAUAUAAAGAAAUAGAUUUUGAUGUUUCUCAUUUUCAUGUAGAUAUGUGA
Messenger RNA from Plasmodium gallinaceum, 1818 nucleotides. Its product is annotated as ribosome maturation protein SBDS, putative. The coding region runs from base 1 to 1818 and encodes 605 amino acids. The record is from RefSeq and is a predicted model, not a curated record. Gene Ontology annotation, biological process: ribosome biogenesis; cytosolic ribosome assembly. NCBI's taxonomy places the organism in Eukaryota, Apicomplexa, Aconoidasida, Haemosporida, Plasmodiidae. The transcript is spliced from 4 exons.